AUGAUAAAACAAGUCGCUAUCGCAAAAUUGGAGUCAGCCAUUACAAGAGCUUCAAAAAGAACUUUAAUUGAAGUAAUAACUUCCCCCUCCAUGAACGAACAAACUUCGGAAAAAAUCCCUAUUUGAGUAAAAACCUUCCUUAUAGUUAGUUAACAGAUAAAUUUUUUUUUUAAAAAUAUUUGAUAUAUAAGUGAUAAUUAUUUUAAUGAAAUCUCUAGCUAAUUCUGUUAAAUUUAAACAGCUUGCAAUUUAAAACAUAAAUUUUUACAAAUUAAGAUAAUUUUUGCUCUCAAAAAUUUGCGAAUUCGAAUUCCGAAAACAAAAUCUAUAUAAAUCUAUUUAACGCUGGAACAAAAAUAUUUUUUGUUCUCUCAGGAAGGGGAAUAAGCUAUAAACAUGAGCCGAUGCGGGCAAGCACUGAAAUUUCACAUGCAAAAACAAAUCCUAGAGAAAUUUCAAUAAUAAAAGUAAUUGACAGCAGCGUAAAAGAGCAGCCACUUUCAGCCUCUUUCAAUGUGACAUCCAAAAACACCCUUACUCUGCCCCCAAUAGUUUCAAAAAAAGACUUACAAACCUCUCUUCAGACCAUUUUCGAAACUAAUGAUAACACCAAAGAUGCCCCACUCCCAAAAGAAAAACGCUCAGACAAGGCUGGAUUUUUGCUGAUUGGGGAUGCUAUAACUUUAUUAUCAAAAGACUCCAAUGAGGAUUUUGAGUUUACAGGGGUUAUCAGUGGGGAUGGGAUAUCCCAUGUCCAUCUUGAAUGCAUACCUAAAGAAUUUUUUACAGAAUUCUCCAACCAGGUGCUCUUUAGACAAAGCUUGUUUAGAAUAGAACCGUCAAGACAGUAUGGGUUUACAAAAACGGAAAGCAUGAAUUUUCUGCUGUAGAUUACACUAAUUUUUUCUCAAAAGUAUUUAAAAUCAUUGAAAAAACAAAUUUUGUAGGAAAAUUAUUUCUUUAAAUUACUUAAUAGGUAGCCGGUUUACAACCAUGCUGCAGAAUUAUAAAAAAUUAAAAAAGCAGGAUCCAAAAGUACUAAAAAGGUUAAAAGAACAAGCUGAUGAAGAACAAAAAGGAAAUGAAGCAGAAUUAGAUUUAAGCUAUGGCCGAAAAGUUACCUAUGGGGAAAGAAUCCAGCUUAGGCAUCUUCAUAGUGACUGCUUUUUGACAGCAAGCUUAGAAGUUGCUAGAGAACGAGGUUGCUUACAAGUGAUUUUAGAUCAUAAAGGCUCGGAAGGGUCUUGGUUUGAGAUCAUGCCUAAAGAUAAGCUCAGACAAGAAGGUGAGCCUGUAAAAUACUCAGAUUUCUUUAAACUAGUUACCACAAUGGAAAACUCCACCUAUCAUCUCCAUAUGGCAAUUUCUCAGAUUUUUCGACAGAAUAUGGAGUGCGAGCUAAAUGCUUCCAGCAACUUGUCAAUAUGAAGGGCAAGAAAAUUUAUCCCAAUCUUGAUUAAAUAUGGCUAAAAACAUAUUAAAAAGAUAAUUUCAGUAAAUAUAGCAUAUAAGCCAAUCCCAAAUGAAAAUCAACCCAAAUUUUGUAGCGACUGGAGACUCCUUUCGGAUUUUCCACAAACAAUGUGAAGGAUACCUGUCAGUUACCCCGAGAAAAAUCGAAGAAAUUUUGCCAAAUGAGACCACAGAGGCCCAGCAAGAAGGAAAUGAAGAAGUCUAUGCUGUAAACUACAAAAUAAGGUCAGAAGCUACAAAAGAGCCGAAAAUGAAAGUUUAUAUAGAAAACAAUAAGUCAAGUCUGUCUGUAUGAGAAUUAGAAAGGAAAAACCCAUUUAUUGGAGGACUAGCAGAGCCCGUAGGAGAGUACAGAAUAAAGCACGUAGCGACUGGCAUGUUUUUAUAUGUAGCAAAGUCAGGCCAGCUGUCAUUAACUACUGACGGGAGCAAUGACCAUACUUUAUUCAAAAUUCUUCCAGAGAACUAUGAUAGCCCAUAUUUGACUUUUAAAACCCUAUCCUCUAUGGCUAUAAAUAUGCCUUACAACACCCUAAAACUAUAUAGACCAAUCUAUCAUAAAAAAAUAUAGUAAAAUUUGAGAAUAUCAAACUUCAAAAAGUACUAAAAGCAGGCGGCCAAGAAACCUUAAAAAACUUUUUCCAGACUAUGAAAACAGUUGAAGAAAUGGAAGUAAAAUUAACAUUUAACAGAAAACUCGCCACAAAAACUACAUUUAUAUUAGAAGACGAGCCUGAAGAAUCAACCAUCCAUAUAUACCAAAUCAGCCGAGUUAUACCCAAACUUGUGAGUUUUUACUAUUUUUUAAGCACUUGGGGCAUGGUCAAAAGAAACGUGGCCUAUAUUUUGAAUUAUGAAUUGGCAAGAAGUACUGAAGCUGAGCUCGAAAGACAAUCAGAGAUGCUGGUAGAAAUCAUGAAUAAUUUGAGAAAAAGAAUACUAAAAGAUGACCCUUCAAUGAUGUCAAAUCUAGUGGACAGACAAGAUGCUAUUAGACAGUCAGGUCUUCUAGACCUGAUCAUAAAAAUAGUGCAGCUAAUUGAAAGUAGACUGACACUGCCGCUGAAAUUUCCAAAAGAAAGCAUGCCAAAAGCAAUAAGAAGAUCUAAUGUGAAAAUGCUUAACGAAAUAGUCAAGCUGCAGAUUCAAGAAUAUUUGAAUACGCCACAAGUUGUUGGAGUUAAGCAUUUAUUCUAUAUUAAUCUAGGCCAAAUUUAAUUUUUUAUAAAAUUAUUUAUUUUUUUAAAAACCGUUUUAUCUAUUAUAAUAUAUAUAAACUUGCAGUAAAACUCUAUGAAACCAUUUUUCUCUGCAUCAAAAAUAACGCGCAGUCCUGCCAAAGCUUAAAAGUGUAUGAUGAGUUUUUAAGCUCCCAAUUAAGCUCAUACAAGCUACAGGUCGGAGUCAUAUUAAAAGAAAGCUUCAAAUAUUCAGUCGACAUUUUCUCUAAAGCAACCCCAGAACAGUUCCGCAACUGAAUCGAGCAGAUUAAGCCUAUAAAUGAGCUGGAAGAUAACAUAGAAGAGCAAGUCAUCACUUUUAAAAUCCUCGCAUCUUUAUGUGUCCACAAUGACCGUGGUGUCCCGAAAUAUCAGACUAUUAUAGAAAAAGAGCUGUUCAGCAGAGAGUCUAAGCUUGUCCAAUUUUUACUAUCAGACGGCAGACCAUGCAUAAAAAUUUUCCAGGACUCAAAUGCGUCAGUUCGUGAAUUUAUGCUGAAUAACCCUACACUUCAAAAAAUAUCAGUCCCACAAGAUCCUGAAGCGCCAAUGCCGAAUUUAUUUUUUAUUUCUUCAUUUACACCUCAUCCUUUUUUAGUAGGCUAUAUAUCGUCAAUAUUAGAGCUUUUAGCUUCAAUGUGUAUGUCUCGUAAUGAAUCAAGCGCCCAGAAAGUAAUAAAAGAGAUGAAUUUGACGUUUGAGCAUAUUUUUUCAUGUAUGUCUAAUCCUAAUGUGCAUAGUAAACUGAGGAAAAAUUAUACAGCACUUUGCAGGAUUAUUUAUAUUGAUAGGGAUCCUUUAGUUUCACUCACUGACUGUACAAAUAGGACCUUUUUUUGGAAUUCAACAGAAAAUAGAAUAGAAGACGAAAGGGAUACGCCGAGUACAGAAGUAAUAAGCUCAAUAAAACGGCUUGAUAACUCUAGUGUGCCAAUUGCAGCUUUAGCACAAUGGCUAGAAGAACUGUGAAAAGCACCUAAAAAUCCUUUUUCUGAUGAUGGAGAAGAAACAAGAAACCAAAAAAUAAGCUUUGUGAUUGAAAUAAUUGAGCUGUCUAAAUGAAUCGUAAGUCUACAAUAUGUCAGCUAUUUUUUCGUCAAUGAAAUUACAGGUCCAUUAAUCAAAUUGAUUGACCAUAAUAAAUAUGAUAGUAAAGAAUUUGAAAAUACCAAUUUGCAUUGGUGCUCAGAAUUAAAAAAUAAUCUGAAGCCUUUUGGAAAAGAAGAAAGCCGCCAAGACAAUCUUGCAAUAGCAGUUUUAAGCUUCUUUCAGGUUGCCUAUGCUAUGAGGACUAACAAGCAGGUUUAUGAAGUCCUAAAAAUGUUAGAAGACGUCGAUCGGACAAACAAUGCAGAAAUGAUGGACACUAUAAAACAGUCUAUCUCAAAAUUCAACCACACAAAUUACCAAAAAGCUUUAAAAAGACACAAGCGGAACCGAAGCGUUGAUAUCAUGGUCACUUCAAAAACUCCUUUGCUAUUUAUGAAAAAUAGGAUUGCGCCUGACUCUGCAAAUCAUACCUCUGAUUCUAUUGUCAACGAAUUAAAUGAUUCCUUAAAUUUCGACGCAAUGCUGCUAAACUUAUUAUUCAAUAAUUUCAAUAAAACUAUUAAGCAGAAAAGUUUAGAACUGAUUUUAUUUAAUUUCAAUCAAAACUCAAUUCUGCAUGAUGCUUUAAGUGAAACUUGCUUAUUGCCUUCAGGACCAUUAAGAGAUAUUUAUCAAAGAAUGAAAUUUAUUAUUUUAAAAAUAAAUUAUUAUGCAAAAAAAAUAAAACUUUUGACGGACACUUUUGAUGUAAAAACAGGGAUUAAAGAAGACCAAGAAAUAAGGAAAAUUAAAACUAAUACUAAAAACAAUGUUGACGAGCUUGAGCAUAUUAUUUUUAAAAAAGGAGACUCCAACCAGAUGUCGUUUCUUCAAAAAAUGGCAAAAAGUUUAACCCUUUGUGAGUGAGCAAAGCCAUUAGAAAAUUCCUUUUUUUUGAAAAAAGAUCUCCUUGAGAGCAAAAAUCUCUUGAAGAUAAAAAUGCUUACUCCCCCCCCCCCUCCGUGAGCGAACAAAAAAAUUUUGUUCGCUCACGGAGGGGGGUUAAUUUUUUUUUUUUAAAAAAAAUUUAUAUAUAAAUUUUAUAAAAAAUAUUUUUUUUCGAAAUUUAAAAAAAUCCUAAUUUGCAAAAAUUGGGAAGCAAAUAUUAAUUUAAUUUGCAAAAUUUAUGUUUUAAAACGCAAUUUGUUUAAAAUUAAACAGAAUUAGCUCUAGAUUUCAUUAUACUAAUUAUCACUUAUAUAUCAAAAUUUUUUUCCAUUAAAAUUUUUUCUAUUAAAAAAAUUUUGUUCACUCACGGAGGGUGGGUUUUUGGUCAAAAAAUGGCGAUUUUUCUAAUGGUUUUGUUCGCUCACGGAGGGGGGGGGGGGAGUUAUAAAAAUAUUUAAUAUAUAUAAGCGGCAAUUAUUAUGGAAUCUCUAGCUAAUUCUGUUUAAUUUUAACAGCUUCCAUUCAAAAAUAUAAAAUUUAUAAUAAAAUUAAUCUUUACUUUCAUUUUUGGGUAUUUGGUUUUUAAAAAAAUUAAUAUAAAAAAUCAAAAUCAUUUGCUCGCUGAUUGAGGGACAAGUUAGGAGCUCAUAAUGCGUUGUUAAAAUUUUUAAAAGAUGAUUGGGUAUGGAUCUCAAUAACUCCAGAAGGAAAUUCCAAGCUUGACCCAGCUUACCAAGAUUUGUAUAGAAGCAUUUUUGGGGCACUGACUGCAUUUUGCUAUAAAAAUUACAAAAAUCAGAUGCUGCUUUAUGAUAGUGUAAAAUUAAUAGUGAAUUUUUUAGGAAAUUUGGUAGGCGCUACAAGGGUGCUAGCAGAAGUGAUAUCAUGCAAAAGAAACAGCCAAACUGGAGGACUAAUCAUUCAGCAUAUGUUUAAGAGUAUGGAAAGUCGUGAAAACCCUUUAGAGCGUCCACAAGAUAUUAGAGUGAUGAAAGCACUUUUAUAUGACGAAAAUCAUCAUUUUUAUGCAAUUUCUCAAACACAUGUAAUCGGUUAGCACGAAUAAUAAAAAUUAUAAUAAAUUUCUCUAUAAAAUUGACGGUAAUUUUUUAAUAUGUAUUUUCAUUGCGAUUCCAAUAAAAAAUACCAUGAUUUUUAGAGUAAAAAUUUAAUGUAAUUUACCUUAUUGUGACAUAUUUUUGUUACCUGUAAUCAAAGCUUUACUAAAUACAAAAAAAUUAUAUAGCAUUUUUUCAUGUGAAACUGGCUGAGAUUUAUCAAAAUAUACAGCAGAAAACUUGAAAUUUUAUGCGAAUAUGAUUUUACUGCUAGCUUCUUCAGCAGUUCAUAACCCAUUUACCACUCAGCAGUGCAGGAGGCUAAUUCCUUAUCAGAUUUUAUUCAAAGAAUUAAGAUCUUCAGCUCUCCAUCUAAAAAUAAAAAGAGCGUAUCUUCAUUAUUUUUUUUACGUUUACUGCAUGACCUCUGAUGGAAUAGUCCGUGAAAUCCCAGGCCCAGUCUUAGAAGAGCUUCUUUACCGAGUAGUUCUUCCUGAUUUCGAGAUGUAUACUAACUAUUUCGUCCACAUGCCAGUCCUCUGUCGAAAAAGUCUCUACAAAAUAAUCAUGCCCCAAGGCAUAAAAAUAGACACUCAAAAAUCACUCCCAAAAGGCAAGCAAUUAAUGAUAAAUCUGAUAGCUAACUUCACCCCCAGCUCAAAAAAGUUCCAAAAACAGUUUGACGAUUUAACUAAAGAACAAGUCGAAGCUCUGGACUACUGGAAAUAUAUAUCAUCAAGAAUGCCUUACACACCAAAUAUCGGAACAGGGCUAUUAUGCUUUAUUAAAGACUUAUCAAUAGAGCUAAAAUCAAGCGGAGAUGUCCCAUCACCUGAAACUGUAGAAAUUUUGGAAGAAAUAAGAAGCGAGCUCCAAGCCCUCCAUGACUCUCUUUUUGACUUAAAAUUCGAGCAUGAAGACUUAAACGUGGAUUUUUUUAUAAAAGAAGUCAGAGAAGCCAGCUUAGAAAUUCCUUAUUAUAUUAUUGAAACUGGAGAUGGUGUGCCUGUCCACAAAGGAGAAGAGGAAAGCUUUAGAUUUAUGCUGGACAAGCUACAAAACUAUGUGAUGCACAAUAAUCUCCCGCUUGAGGAGUUUUUCGCAAAGGAGCUAGAAAUCACUGAUGAUGCAAACUUAGACAGAAAUGAAUUUAUCUCCAAAGUAAAAUGGUUUAUAAGGAAAGACAUAAGGACCAGUCAAAUUGAUGGAGCUAUUAAUUUUAUGGACCCUGAUGGAGGAGAAAUUAGAUUAGAUUAGGGAUGAGUGUUUAAAGACCCUAAUUUCUGAAGCACGUGCACUCCGCAACGAACGCUAUCCUCAAGGAAGCAUGAGCCUAGCCGAAACCCCUGAUUUCUGAGUGGAAGUAUUUUUCUACUUGAUCUGAAAGCCAGCUUCCCUCUGCGGGUGGGUUUUGCCUCUUAUAAAAGGCUUUUUACCCCUUCUAUAAGGGCUUUUUGCCGUCGCAACACCUAGCCACAGGUGCCCUACAGAGGGCCAAGAUAAAGCAACUAGUGUCGAAUCAGCUUAUGCUGAGAAAGAACAAGUGGCGAGCAAGUCUCUAUUAUACGCACUCUAAGGGCAUGGGCCGUCCACGUGCCACCGGCAAACUGGAGAGGGACGACUCUGGAACCUGGAAGUAGAGAACCGUACAGUAAGUUCGGCAGUAGCUAAGCCGUCUCGCGGCAGCCUCGGGUGAACUCGAUUUAAUUCAGAUCGGUAUACCUACCAGAAUUCUGAUCAGAAAUUAAUCUGGAAAAUCAGAUUUUGCAGGGAGCCUCCAUAUUCAACCCAAGAGUGAAAAUUUCCCAGCCCUGCGUAGCUUCGGCCGAAUGUCCCAUUUGUGGAACCGUUUUAAUCUGGAGAGACUAGCCCUUGAGAUAUUUGUUUAGCACCCGCUGCUGUUUCUGGGUGCUACUGGUAAAAAGAUGCAAAAACUAUUUCUAGAGCCAGACCACUAAUCAGAGGUAAUAGUGCUGGGCCUCUCGCUUCAAGGCUAACGAAAUCUUGGGCAGCUCCUUGCACCAAAAAAUAAUAUCGAACACUUGCCAUCUGUGAGUAUGGAUUUCUCGCAAUUGGCAAUUUUAUGUAUAUACUUUAAAGAGGAGAAAUAAUUAACGUUUAUUUAUUAGUCCAAGAAAUGAAAGAAUUUUUUAUAGGUAACAAAUAUGUGGUUAAGAAAAAAAGAAACCCAGAAAAAGAAGUGUUCAAAGAAGAACCAGAAGAUAUAAAUAAAGUGUUAGAAGGAGUUUUAGCAGAAAUGCAUAAAGAGAACCAGCAGUCUACAACAGAGCUGAAAGGGCUUAUAAGAAAAGUAAAGAAAAGCUUAUUUGAUGAAGCUCUUAUUAAGAAAGAUUACACAUCUUUAUUGAAAUUUAUGAAUAAUCUGGAGUCAGCGUUCCAAAAAAAAGAACAUAAGAUUUAUUUAUUAGAAAUGUUUAAAUAUAUGCUGAUUUUCCAAGAAGAAGCAGGAGGAGAUGGCGCAGAUAAAACGCAAAAAAUAAAAACUAUCCAGAACUUGUUUGCAGAUGGCGGGAUUAUUCAGAUGGCUAUUUCCCUUAUUAAUAGAGAAAAUGAUACCCAGCUGAUAAGGCAAGCGUUUGAGCUGUUAAAUAAAUUAUUAGAACACAAUAAUUUAUAUAUAAAGCAAAAACUUCUAGAGUAUUUAAAGACAUCAGGAGCCACCUUUGAGCUGUUUACUUUUAUUAAAGUCCAGCUCCGCAUAACAAGGGACUAUUUUAUGGAUUAUCAAAAGAAAAAAGAAAUGAAUGAAGAGUUAAAACGAAAAUUAAGCUCAAUGAAAACAUUUCUGCCUGAUUAUAUCCCACAAGCAGUUCAGGAUUUCCCUAAAAGAACAAAGGAUACUGAUUUGACCAUCAUCAUUUUAUUAUUUUUACAAUUGUGCUGCGAUAACUGUUAUCUUCCAUUCCAAGACUAUUUGAGAGAACAGAAUGACUUGAAUAUAAAAGUCAGCAUUGAUUUGGUAACUGAACUAGGGCAGUUUAUUAUAAAUAUGGUUGGGCUCAAAGAGCUGAAAUCACUAGAUGAUGACAUGACCCCUGCUUGCAAAGCUGUUCAGCAGUGCUUGUGGACACUAGCUGAUGUCUGCUCUGGGCCAUGUGCAUCAAAUCAGCUGUUGCUUGGACAAAGACGUAGGCUAUAUAAAUUUAUGAACUGAAUUAUUGGAUUCCCCGAAGUUGUUGUCAAAAAGCCUAGUGCAUGGCUUCAAAUAUUUAGUGCGUCAGUCAAAUUUUUGAAUUCUCUUAUAGAAGGGAAUUUAAAUAGAAAAGUGUCAAAAAUAUUUUUCGAAGAAAUCAGCACUGAAAAUUUAGUUCAGCACGCCACACUUAUUUGGAAAGAUUUAGUGGCUGGAAGAGAAGACAUUAUUUAUCAAGACGACAAAGGAAAGUCGUAUUGGUGACUGAGAUUGCUAGAAUUAUCAGGGAAAAAAUUAGAAAGUUUUGAAAAAAAUGUUAUUGAGACUGGCUUUGAUAUUUACAUAUUGAUUUUGUCACUUAGAAAAGCCCAUAAAGACCAGCUAAAGAAAAAAUCUGAAUAUAAAUCUUCAAAAAUCAAUCUGGACCCUAUGGAUUUUUUUAAAUAUGAUCAUAAGCAAGAAAUAACUAUCAAUCACAACGAAGAUGCAGAAGUGCAAAAUUUUAAAAGCUUAUUCGGGUCUUUCUUCAAGCGUUUUUCUGGAAUUUUCCAUAGGAGGGGAAUAGUUAAUGCUACAGUAGUUGACAUGCAAAAUGCUUAUCGCUUUUACUCCUCCAACAUUGCAAGUGUAGAAAUAAACAAUAAAGGAACAUUGGCAAAAAUUUAUUUCAGGGUCCCAAACCAAUGCAGAUUUUUGACUGUGAAAUCUCGAAAUGAGCUACUGCAUAAAGUAAGCAGAAAUUCAUAUCAGGAGAAAAUUGAUGAUUUUAUUAAUAGAAGCAGACUAUAUGAGGUAGAAAUGUACCAUCAGCAAAAAUUAGCGAGAUAUCCUUUUUUAGACGAUAUGUGCUGCAAUUGGAGAUUAUAUGGCAAAAUUUCGUAUGGGGCUGUUAUUCUUUUAAAUAUCAUCAUUUUCUUCACAGCUGCACAUGAAGGAAACAGCCAAACUGGCAAGUGGGUUUAUAAUACAAGUGAUAGUGUAGCUAAUUUUAUUACAGCUUUAUCAGUAUUACAAAUAAUUCUGGCGUUUAUGAUAUUUGUGUGCUAUAUUAUUGAAUAUUUCCCAGUUAUUGUGUAUCAGCAAAAAUCAGAAACCAAAAGCAAACAAAUGGUGGAGUAUAUUUAUAACUCAAGAUUUGAAAAAAUACAUGGGACUGUUCUGAUGAAAGAAAUUAUAUCGAGAACGCAAGACAAGCUUAAAAUUUCGAUUUAUCCACUGUUAGAUGAUUUGCUAACUGUUGCAACCAAUGAGGAAUGUAUUUAUAAUUUCAUAUAUCUAGUUAUAUCAAUUUUGUCAAUGGUUUUUCAUAUUUGUUAUGCUUUGCUGCUGCUAGAUAUAGUGAAAAGGAAUCCUGACCUAUCAAAUGUCCUUAAAUCAAUUAGGUUUUCCCUUGAAUAGUGCUACAAGGCACUGUCCUAGCCUGAAUCGGAGGGUUUCAUUAUAUGAAGCCUAAGACAGCGUCUUAUAACGCUAUUCAAGGGAAAAGCUAUUAUGCCUUUCGAUUAUUGUGGGAGGCUGUUGGCAUGUGUAGAAAUUCUCCACAUGCCAGAAGCCUCCCACAAUUAUAGCAAGGCGCUAUAUAUAUUACAUUAAGAUUAAUCUUCCUCUAGUUUAAUGUCCAAUACCACAUCACCUGCCUGGGCUUCCGUCCCUGCUUCUGGGUUUCCAGGUGCACCGUCACGUCAGGAGGCACGCGGCUUCGCCCCCUUGAUGGUCUAUAGGCUUUGGAUGUUCAGAAAAUUCUAAUUCCGUAAGGGGUAAAAGUCAUGUGCUACACAUCGAAGGCUCUUUCUAUAGCUGGGAUAAAAUCGAUUGGAAAGCCAAACCUCAUAAUCAUAAAAUGCAAAAAGAGAAUUUUCUUUCGGGAGACCAAAAAAAUCGAGCAACGCCAUUUAUUAUUAUUAUCAAAUUCCUUAAAUCAAUUACUCUGAAUUAUAAGCAGCUACUAAAAACUGUUGCAUUAGGAGUUAUUGUAAUUUAUUUGUUUAGUAUCAUUGCAUUUUUGAAUUUUUCUUUAAAUUAUGGAGAAGAUGUAAAUAAUUCAAAUGCAAAUACGUAUUGUGACAAUUUGUGGGAGUGCUUUGAGUCUACUUUAAUUUCAGGGAUUCGAGCCGGAGGAGGGAUUGGUGAUGAUUUAAGGGAAUCACCUAGAGGUGAUAAAAACUACUGGUGACUGAUGAUUUUUAAUUUGCUGUAUUUUAUAUUCGUGAUAAUUAUUUUGCUGAAUAUUAUUUUUGGCAUUAUUAUUGACACCUUUGGGGAGCUAAGAGACGAAAAGCAAGAAAUGCAAAGAGAUAUUGAAAAUAAUUGUUUUAUUUGUGGAAAUGGGAAAUUUCAGUUCGAAAUUAUUCUUUUUUUGAUAAAUUUUCUUUUUUUUAAUAAAAUAAAAAAAAAUUAAACAAAUUUAUAGAAAAUGGCAUAAAAGAAUUGGCUGGCUUUAUCAUAUACAAAUCGAGCACAAUAUUCAUGCUUACUUAGCCUUUCUCGUGUACAUUCAUCAUAAAAAUCUUGAGGAAUGCACAGGUGCUGAAAAAUAUGUAAAAGAGCUGAUGGAAAAAAAUGAUAUUAAUUUCUUCCCUAGGAGCUCUAUAAGUCUAGAGGAAAAGGAUGAAAGCGAUGAUGAGCAAGUAUCGAAGUAUAAAAUCAUAGAGAAAAAACUAAAGAAGAUAAAUGAAGCAGUUAAAAAAAUCAAGUAA
Blepharisma stoltei is the source of this 11578-nucleotide messenger RNA. NCBI's taxonomy places the organism in Eukaryota, Ciliophora, Heterotrichea, Heterotrichida, Blepharismidae. The record is from the annotation of a GenBank genome assembly.